CAAAUAUGAAGAUGGUCCCCCCUGCACCAUGCUCGGGUCCAUGGGCCUCAGAAGUGACAACCUGACCGCCGUUUGAAAAUAUCUCGUGUCUUUUGCCAUUUCUUCGUCUUUCUCGCUACUCCCAACGGUCCACAAGUGUCACGAUGGAGUCUAGCGGCUACGAGGAGAGCACUAGCCGCCACCAGCCCCUCCUGAGCACCAGCCAGACCACCCAGACCAUUACCUUUGGCGCCAACGAGGAGCGGUGGAGCAGCGCCGUGGUGGGCACCGACGUCCGGGUGGAGGUUGCCGCCACCAGCCACACCUCCGGCUCCUCCGCCAUCACCACGCGCAACAUCAGCAACUACUCCUGGGACCACCACUACCUUUCCGGCAGCCUGGUGGCCCAGCACUCCUCCGGCAACUAUGUCGCUUAUGCCAUCAGGGCACCCCAGAAGACCAGCGGAAUGGUGCGCAUCAUCAACAACAAGACGGGUGACCGGGGCCUCAUCAGGACUAUCAGGGGGAUGGUGCGGGACCUUGCCUUCGCCCACAUCACCAACCGCAUCAUCCUGGCCUUCACCGACCAGUACGGAACCCUCUACGUGUGUGAGGUCACCGACUCCUCCACCGGAACUGCCCUCAACACCGAGAUCCUGGUGGAGGUGGCCAGCACGACGGAGCAGGCGAGUGACCACCACCGCAUCAUCUGGUGCCCGUACAUCCCCGACGAGCAGGCUGGGGGCGAGGAGGGGGAUGAGCCUGCCCACUUACUGGUGCUGACCCACGGCCCUUGUGCCGAGAUCUGGAACAUCAGCGUGGUCCUUCGUGAGCACGGCGGGGGGCAGCUGAGGCGUGACCAGGUGGCGUCAGGUUACCAGUUGAUGGAGCAGCACUCGGCACCCAUCACCGACGCCGCCUUCAGCCCCGACGGCACUGCCCUGGCCACGGCUGCGCUGGAUGGCUACGUCAAGUUUUUCCAGGUGUACAUGGCUGACGAGGAGAAGUCCCCGCGCUGCCUGCACCAGUGGAACCCUCACGACGGCAAGCCCCUCUCAGCGCUCUUCUUCCUCGACGACCACAAGCACCACAGCCCCGAUGUGCAGUUCUGGAAGUAUGCCGUGACGGGCGCCUGCAACAACUCUGAGCUGCGGGUGUGGUCCUGCGAGUCCUGGCAGUGUCACCAGACGCUGCGCUUCGUCCCCACUCUGCAGGACCAGCCGCAGACGCCCCUCGUGUUCAAGGCUACCAUGGACCCCUCAGCCAGCUUCCUGCUCCUCUCUGACAUUCACCGCAGGGUGGUGUAUGUCAUCGUGGUGUACCAGGACGGAAACAGUGGUGGUGGCGGGAGUGGAGGCGGCGGGGGGAACAACAGCAUCAGUGGAGGCAUCAGCGGCGGCAACUGCUGUGUGGUGAAGAACAACAACAGCAGCAGCGUCGGGGGCAGCGCGCAGCUGGUCUCGGUGUCAGAGCUCCCUGUGCAGUACCCGGCCUUGUUCCUCUCCAUCACCGACGCCGCGUGGAAGGCCUACAAGCGCUGGAAACAUGACCACACGCACGACGCUUCACAGAACACGCACGAUGAGGAGGACAUGGAGAGCCUGGACACAGUGGAUGGCGUGGUGCUGCGCUGCGUCCUCAUCAACACUGUGUCGCUGCAGGAGGCCACACUGAGGUUCAAGCCAGACAUCCCCCUCCCUGUGCCCCCCCAGCACCACCACGACCUCAGUGUGUCGCGGGAUUCCAUCGGGGUGCGUGAUGGGCUGACCGACCUGAGCCUGAACACGUCUGUCUCUGAGGUGGACACAGGCGGCAGUGGGGAGCGGGAGGAGACGGAGGAGGAGCAGCCCCCGCCCCCGCCACCCCCCCCUGAUGCCCUCACCUCCCCCCAGAGCUCCAGCAUCGCCUCACAGCACAACACACCCUCGGCCUCCCAGCCUCCCAUGAACCUGCUCACCCCCGACUCCUUCAGCUCUCCCAGGCGGCCGGAAGACUCAGACCUUCCCGAGGAGGAUAAUAAUGAGGAGGCAAUGUCCAAUAAGGUUUCCCCCAAUAAGUACGACGUGCCAUUCGCCCCUGACUUCGAGAACGCCGCGCUCUCCUUGCUGCUCCGGUGUGGCUCGGGGACCCUCAUGCAAAGCAGCGAUUCAGAGAGCAGCAGCAGCCUCAAGAUCCUGGGCUCCGUGGUCGCCGGCUCCUCCACCACCCCUCCAGCCACCUCCCUGCCUCCCCCACCCUCCAGCACCCCCCACCCAGGCUCCUUGCAGGUAUUGAUAGUAGACCAGGAGGAAGUCCCCCUGGCUACGUCGGAGGUGGUGGUACCCAGUUCUGGUGGUGUGGGCCGCCCGCUGGCCAGCACCACCUCCUCCCCAUCGCUGGAGGUGCAACAGAUACUACACUCCCAGAAUGGGAAGAGUGAAGAGUUUGCCGACGAGGAUGAUGAGGACCUGAGGGCGAGGGAUGAGGCAGGCAUGGCAGAGGACGAGGAGGAGGGCGACGACGAGGAAGAGGAGGAGGAGGAAGAGGAGGGUGAGGAGGAGGAGGAGCCUGAAGCACACCGUCAGCCUACCUCCUCCCACUCGCACGUCCCACCCCCACCACCCCCAGACCACCAAUCCCUACCCAAGCCCCCCACGGCAACCAUAGUCAAGCCAGCCACGUCACUACCACAACCACCCUCCACCGUCAUGGGUAAACCGAAACCACCAACGUCACUACCAACAUCACUACCAACUUCCCUACCAACAUCGCUACCACAACCUCCUACGUCCCUACCAACCUCCCUACCACAACCACCAACGUCACUACCAGCCUCCUUGCCCCAACCAUUAUUGCCGCUACCAGAGCAGUCACCAACCCAGUCAACGCAGAAAUCAUCACCGUCGCUUCCUCUUCCACCCCCAUCAUCGUCCCUGCCACAGAGCUUGCCCUCCACGCAUCCACAGCCGUCAUCCGCAGCCUCUCAGCCGGUGUCAUCCAUGCCUCCGUCUCUCAACACCCUGGCGCAGCUGACCCAGAAACAGGUGCAGUCAGGUCACCAUGGUCAUGAGACGUCGCUCCCCUCCGCCCCGACACAGCAGCCCCUUGACCUGUUUGCGUCAGUACGGAGUCUUCCAACACAGCUGACGUGCGCCCAGCUGGAGGCAGAGAUCAAAGCUGGAACGGUCAGCCCAGAUACUUCGGGAUCCCCUGCCGCUGUGACCCACCAAAGCAAUAACUCGCAGGGUAAGGGUAGCCGAGGGUACAGCUCCAACAGCCGCCCCUCGGAGUCCCCCGCCGCAGAGCAACUCAAUGGCCCCGUGACCCCAGCGGUGACGCCGGAGGAUGUGGCACAGCUGCGGACGCUCAUGAUGGGCUGCGUGAGUGUUGCCAGGGAGGCGGGCCAGAACGCAGUCUCGCAGUCGCACAUCCUUGCCGCCAAAUUGGACAAGGCUCUGCACCACAUGACGCAACUCUCAAAGCAGCUGAAUGUCUCUUUGGCCAGGGUGGAGGAGGUGAAGGCUGCACAGUCCCAGAUCCAGAUGGAGCUUCCCCACGCCCUUGCUGCCUCCCUGCGGCCGGUGGUGGAGGGAACGCUGAGGAACGAGCUGAGGACGGUGCUGCUCCCUGGAGUAUUGAAGAGCCUGGAGCCCCUCAACGCCCAACUUUCUCACGAGGUUCAAAUGCUGACCAAGUACAGCGAGGGGCAGGUCCUGGAGGGUUUGACCAAGACCUUACAUUCCAGGUCUUUCAUGGACGGCGUCGCGAACUCCGUGGGAUCAGCCGUCUCCACCACAGUCCAGACCUCCUGCCGCGACGCGUAUAACAAGCUGCUCCUGCCCGGCAUCAACGCCCUCACCCAGCAGAUCUUCACGCAGGUCAACGAGAACUUCAGCAAAGGCACCAGAGAGUACCUUCAGAAUGUGGAGAGCGAGGUGCAGGGAGGGCGGACGGCGGUGCAGGAGAGCAUGGGGAAGGCGUCGCAGUCCCUCAGCUCGGCAUGCUCCUCCCUCUCCUCUCACUCCAAGUCGCUGCAGGAUAAUGUCAACAAGCUCGUGUCUCAGCAGAACACGCUGUCCGACUCCCUCGCCGAGCGGAUACGUGGGCUGGUGCGCGAGGAGGUGGCCCACGCCCUGCAGGACCACCAGGCUGCCUUGGACGCCCGCAGCCGCGCCCACACACCAGGGCCCACGCCGCACACCCUCAACCCGAAGAUGGCCCAGCAGCAGGUCCAGGGACUCAUCUCACAGGGACAGUUCAACACAGCCUUCAAGCAGGCCCUCUCAGCGUCGGACCUCAGCCUGGUAAUGUUUGUGUGCGAGCGCGUCAACCCCCAGCAGGUGUUCAACAUGACGCCGUGCCCCCUCAGCCAGGACGUGCUGCUCUCCCUCGUCAACCAGCUCUCCCACGACCUCUCCACCUACACCGACCUCAAAAUCAAGUACCUUGAGGAGGCCGUUCUGAACCUGGAUGUGGCCCACCCAGUGACACGGGAACACAUGGGGUCCGUGCUGCAAGGGUUCCAGCGCAAUAUGAACAUGUACCUCCUCACCAACCCCAACCACAAGAAGGUCAAGAUGCUGCUCAUGGCCGUCAACCACAUGGCCGCCUCGCAAGCCCGGUUGAGUGGUGGUCAGGCGGGCUCAGGGGGCGGAGGUGCAUAGGGAAGCAGGGUGGUCGUUAGGUGUGUUUGAGUGUGUGUGUGUCUGUGUGUGUGUGUGUGUGUGUGUGUUUGUUAAUUAGUCUUCUUUUUCUUCAGCUCAUUUUCCAAGAUAAGACAAUUGCAUUAUUCACAUUGCCCCUGGUGCUUUGUGUGUGUGUGUGUGUGUGUGUGUGUGUGUGUGUGUGUGCACAUGUGUGUGUGUGUGUGUGUGUGUGUGCACAUGUGUGUGUGUGUGUGUGCAUGUGUGUGUGUGUGUGUGUGUGUGUGUGUGUGUGCACAUGUGCAUGUGUGUGUGUGUGUGUGUGUGUGUGUGUGUGUGUGUGUGUGUCCCACCCUCUCCAUCACAUUUAGCAAAAAUGUAAAUAUCAUGCACUCUGCAUUUUACUUUGUAUAAAUGUAAUUCUGUAAUUGCAAUUCCAUCAUUAAAACUUGAGUAUCAACAUUUAGUUACAAUCCAUUGUACAGUCAACUGCUUUACAUUACUGCAUUUUAACUUUGCAAGAAAAGGCUGUAUGACAAAGCCAUUUAUGUUUUUUUUCCGAGUGAUUCAAAUUGCUUUUUAGUUAUUCCUUAAUAUAUUAAUUAUAUUCUCAGUUCUUCGGAAAGUGGUGAGGGAGAAAGUGAGUAAGGGACGAGGAGAGCAAGCUGGAUGAGGGUGGGGGGGGCGGGGUUGUCCUUCAUGCACCAGUACUGUGAGUGUGUUCCUGGUCUGCUUGCUGCAGGAACAGUGUGGUGGUGUGCAUGAGGGAGUCUUUUCCUGCUGCUUUAUCAUGGUCUGAGGCUGAAGAUUUAGUCUGUUUUCUUAGGCUCAAUAAACAGCCCCACCUUUGGGCUGGAGCAGGGCGACUCCACAUCAUCCUCACCAAGCCACACUGUUACUUGCUUGGCAAAGUGGACUUCCCAUAUCUCUUUCAUGCGUGUGAGUGGUCUUUUUGUGAUGUAUGUGUAAAUGAAGCACAAGUGCUUGAGGUGAUCUCUUGCUUGCAAAUUUCUGUAGACCAAUGAGCUCCAAGGAGGACAACAUUCAUGUCCUGACCCUCGUAGUGGGCUGAGCAUUUUCCAGACACUCAGAAAGUAGACUACCGUUCAUCCCAGGAAGGCAUUUUGUUUUCACCAAGGGUUAUGCUUUGUGCUCUUUUAGUAAAUGCAGCAGCUCCAGCAUUUCUUUUUGUUUGAACAAAAGUUCAUUGGUACAUACCGUACAAGGAUCAUUCUCAUGUAAAGCAGUAACUGACUUUUGAACAAAUCUGAUGUGGUCUUUCUUCAAGCUUGAACCUGUGUAUAAUGCAUUGUUUCAUGCUGUGAAUAGGGCACUUUUUACAUGCAGCAUAGUGCAGCAUGAGUCCAUGAUGAUUUCUUAUUUAGUUAAUGUGACUGAUGGUGCUACGCCCGUCUCCCGGCCCCUCACUGGUGCAUCGGCAGAGGAGCUGUGAGCCAUGAGUGUGUCUGGGGACUGUUGGGGGCAGGCAGGCAGGGAGUUGUCCGUCUCUUGAGGAGGAAGGGUGGGAGCCAUUCAUUGCAAGAGUAUGUUAUGUGGUAAUGUUCUGUGUGUCUGUCAUGGGAGGGAGCAUAGGCUGGUAUUUAUUGUCAUGAAAUAAUGAAAGUGUUUUAUGGUAACUUACUUGUGUCUUUAGGAGGAGGCAUGACUGUCUAGCAGGAAGCCUUGGUCCAGGCAUACAGGCAGUAUUUUUUUACUCAGUCUAUGCAGAAUGCUAAGUCUACUUAAUGGAACCUUUUUCUUUUAUUAAUAUUCUGGAUUAUUUAAGAUGUAUUUAUGAUCAGUAUAUCUAGUGUAGCUUCGAUGCCCUCCCCUCACAGGAACUUCUGAGGGGUGACCACAGACGUGUCAAUAAGUUCCCUGUUCUGCCACUCCCUCUUUGGACAUUCAACACUUUGCCUGACAACUCUCUCUCCAAUAACUGUUUACUCUUUACAUUCAAUAACUAUCCUGCAAACUCUCUCUCUCUCUCUCUCACCAAUACUCAUUUGCUCUCCACAUUCAGUACCUCAUCAACCAUCUCUCUCUCUCUCUUUCUCUCUCUCCAGGACUCAUCUACUCUAAUGAUCCAUAUCACAGGUGGUCUUCCCAAGAUACUCUCUCCCUCAAUCCAGCUUAUGAUCAUCUCUUAAUACUAUACUUUACUUUGUGCUGUUAUAGUGGAAGGUCUAUAUCUACCUGUAUCAUUAUGGGUGGAAGUGGUGGUAUUGUUGUGAGUAAAUCGGUCAUCCUUGAAGAUUCUGUGGUGAGGGAGGGAGAGGCAGUAAGUGUGGUGAUGAGUGGGCGGACAGAUAGCAGUAUGCAGCCUCUCUUUGUGCCUGAUGAGAUGAUGUGUGGCUGAAUGAGUAUGUCCUGUUCUUAGCCUGGAGUGUUGUUGAAUCUGUCCUCACCACCGUUUGUCUGCCCUGAGGAGGUGAUCUGUUCUGUGGCUGAAUGAGUGUUGAGGAAAGCAUGGAGCCUUCAGAACACUUAUAGGAGAUGUGUAAGUGAAUGAGUGUUGGUGGAAGUCCUGUUCUUAGCCCAGAGUAUUGUUGAAUCUGUCCUCACCACCAUUUGUCUGCCCUGAGGAGGUGAUCUGUUCUGUGGCUGAGUGAGUGUCGAGGAAAGCAUGGAGCCUUCAGAACACUUAAGGAGAUGUGUAAGUGAAUGAGUGUUGGUUGGAGUCCUGUUCUAAGCCCAGAGUGUUGUUGCUGCUUCUGUCCUCACCACCUUUCGUCUGCCCUGAGGUGAUCUGUUCUGUGGCUGAGUGAUCGUUGUGGGAAGCAUGGAGCACACUUUUGUGAGGGUAGUCAUUCGUGUGGUGAUCCGGGAGGGUUGUCUCGUAUCCUCUUCCUCACCCUUCUCGGCCCUCUCGUCACACGUUGAGCCUUGCUUGCCGUGGCUCAGGUAAUGGUAGUGGCGAGUCUCAACACAAGUCAGCCAGGAACUCAGACAAAGAAAGUAGAAGUAUUAGAUUUACCAGACGUUUUGUAUUUUUUUAUGUCGACAAUGUGAAAGUGCAGUUAAAAGUCGGUGAUGUGAGAUGGACGUUUACAUAGAUGAAUAUAUAUAUACAUACUAUAUAUAUUUCUAAAUCAAUUUCUGUGCUUCUUAGGUUGUAUGUCGGUUCAUCUCGUGCAGUGAAAGGAAGAAUUUUAUGGAAAGGAUGGUUUUGUGUGUGUGUGUGUGUGUGUGUGUGUGUGUGUGUGUGUGUGUGUUAAGUGUCAUGCAAACAUCCCAGAACAUGGAGUGAAGGACGGAACGGACUGUCUUCUUGCCUUAGGGGUGUGUGGGAACAGCGUUAGGGACGGGGGAAGGAGUAAACAAAACCAGGAGCCAAUCCCACAUGGCUAACUUACAUAUAUUUGGGUAGAUUUCCAGUAGUAGUUCUUAACCUGCAUUCUCCCUUUGCAUAGGAAGUAACACAGCAUACUUUUGUGGUGUUCUUAUGUAUACCGUUAUCUGAAGGGUUUUACAUUCAUACAUACAUACAUACAUACGUCUUCAGAAUUUCUCAUCAUGUCCCUAUGCCAGCCGUUCUGUGUAUGCUUUCAUUUCCUCUGUUACUUAAAUCCAUGCACUGCGCUAGGUUGAUUCAGACCCUCACGAUCGACACUUACUUUAUUUGUACGUACGAAUGGUGUAUUUUUAUUUUUGUACAGCAGUGGAUUUUGUGUUUAUUCUUAGGAGUGGAAACCAUUCUGUCGGAGGUUUUGUUGCUUUCGGUGCCGUGCUGUAGGGUGACGCUGCUUGGCCUCGAAUGUGAUAUUAGCAUAUGGUGGGUGUGGCCGCAGCAGCCCUCACCACCACCACCACCACCACCACACUGGCAGGUAUCGUGUAGCUUCCUGUGCGAGGCUGUGGUUAAUGAAUCUUACGUCACCGGAAGAUAAAGUUUUUUUUACUGUCAUUUGGUUUAGUUUUGUUUGACUUUCAAUGGGUGGGAGGGAAGGGAAGGUGGCCUCGCCCUCUCCUGUGUCUCCUCAGCAGAACAUCGCCUUCAAGUUUUUAUUGUUUUAGCGUUGCCCAAGUAAAGUGUUUUCAUUCCUUUUGUGUCGUGGUGAAGAAAGUGUUUCUUACAAUUUGCGGUCCCCUGUUUGGAAAUAUGAAUGUAUUUUUAGUUUUAUGAAUAAAUUAAUUAUUUUA
Molecule: messenger RNA, 8744 nt
Organism: Eriocheir sinensis (Chinese mitten crab)
Lineage: Eukaryota; Metazoa; Arthropoda; Malacostraca; Decapoda; Varunidae
Gene: Ge-1
Product: enhancer of mRNA-decapping protein 4-like
Exons: 25
Coding region: 144-4622 (1492 amino acids)
Biological process (GO): deadenylation-independent decapping of nuclear-transcribed mRNA
Cellular component (GO): P-body
Molecular function (GO): protein binding
Source: RefSeq, a predicted model, not a curated record